AUGGCAUCAAGUUUAAAUAUAUCGUCGUUUAAAAAUUUAUCAUUAUGUGUUUACAUUGGUAAUACAAGUUCACUUGAUGAUAAAACAUUAUUAACUUAUUGUUCACGUUUUGGCACAAUUGUUUCAUCAUUAUUGGAAAAAGAAAAAUUUUGUGAUUUCCAUCUUAUUGAAUAUGCUAAUUAUGGACAAUUAGACAGAUUUCGUAAUGAAAAAAUUCAUGAUAUUGAUAACACAUUACUUGAUGUAAAAUUAUAUAAAACUAUAUUAACUAAUAAUCCUAUAUUAAGUAUUGAUCGUAAAUUUUUUAUUGGGCCAAUAUUAAAUUCAAAUGAUAUACACACAAUUGUAGAAUUUUAUAAAAAAAUUGAUUCAGCAUUACACUAUUGUGUAUCAAAACAAGAAAAACAAGCAUACUUAUUAUUUGAAUUAAAUAAUCGACAAUCUGUUACAACAAUAUUUGAAAAACAGACAAUACCAAUAACAGUUGAACAUAGAAAUUUUUCUAUUUAUAAACCAGUACAUCCAAAACAAUUUGUAAAUAAAAUAGUAUCCAUGAAAAAUAAACAAAAUCAAAUACAUAUUUAUGGAUUAACAGAUAAUAUCACUGAAACAAUAUUAUUUGAUUAUUUUCAUAAACGUGCACCGGUUAUUGCUUGUCUUAUUCUUUUAAAUGAUCCAAAAUGUGCUGUUAUUGAAUUUAAUGAUAAAAGAACUGUCAGAAAAAUUCUUGAUACACCCAAUAUACGUUUACAAGGAACGAAUCUUUUAAUAAGAAAAGCAUCUCGUCAUCUUGCUUCAUUAUUAUCUUCUUCUAAUGAUAAGGAUGAAAGUGACGAUGAUGAUGAGUAUGAUUAUGAUACUGAAGUAAAAUCAAUAAUUGUAUCAAAAACAUCAGUACCCGAACCUAUAGCUAAUCCGUCCUUAGUGCCAAAACAAUCGCCUCUAUUCAUGUUACUAUCAACUCUUCAAGAAAAUAUUCAACAACAAUCAACAUCAUUUGCACACCCUCUACCAGUGUCUACUGUUAAUGAAUCAAUAUUUAUUCCUGCUCCAGAGUAA
This is a messenger RNA of Rotaria sp. Silwood2, 1059 nucleotides long. Lineage: Eukaryota; Metazoa; Rotifera; Eurotatoria; Philodinida; Philodinidae. The record is from the annotation of a GenBank genome assembly.